AUGACUACUAAAGUUGUAAAGUGCACUAGUUGCAAAAUAGUUAUAAACGAGGUGUUAGCGUUUGUGCAAAACAAAGUUGAUGUGAUGGACGAGGAAAGUCUAGUGCGUCUGUGUACUUCGUCUUUCGAGGAAUCAGUAAUAGAGGAAGCGAAGAGUUUAUUAUUUGACUGUCUGGACAAACGCAAGACAACCAGGAGGCGAGGGGUACAAUUCAUCAGUGACCAACAUGACGGAUUCGUCCAAAAAACUGAUAGUAUCUCGCAUGAUUUUAAGAGGCUGAAUACUUUAGAAGCCGAACUGCAAGAGUUACAGCUCCAGAAUAAAAAACUGUUGGCAGACAUAAAUGAGAAUAAUCAGAGGGACCGUAUGCUUAAUUUAGAGAUAAUUGGUAUCCCGGAACAACCAGAUCAAGACCUACCAAAUAUAAUUAUGGAUAUGGUAAAGAAACUUGGUGUUGAGUUUAAUACCGAUGACAUUGUACAUGCUCAUAGAGUGACGCCCAAAGUAGCUGUGCAAGGUCGUCACAGAGUGAUAAUCGCGAAGCUGAAAUCUCGUCUCUUGAAGGAUGUAAUAGUCUCCAACUCACGCAAAGCGAGACUUUGUACAAAAGACAUUGGUAUCCAGGGGCAACCUAAGCCGAUCUACAUUAACGACCACUUAACACCGUAUAACAAGUUACUAUUAAAAAAAUGUAAGGAAGCAGCCAGUAAAAAGCAGUACCAAUUCGUCUGGGCAAAAAACGGAAUUAUACGAGUACUCAAGAACAAAACAUCUCCCCCGAUCACAAUCCAGGUCGAAGAAGAUCUAAAAAGAUUAAACUAA
Plutella xylostella (diamondback moth) is the source of this 822-nucleotide messenger RNA. RefSeq lists its product as uncharacterized. Lineage: Eukaryota; Metazoa; Arthropoda; Insecta; Lepidoptera; Plutellidae. The record is from RefSeq and is a predicted model, not a curated record.